CGUUUGACAACACGGAAGUGUCAAAAUGGCUCCGAGUGGACUCAAAGCUGUUGUGGGAGAGAAAAUCGUCAGUGGAGUCCUCAAGAGUGUGAAGAACGAUGGAGAGUGGAAGGUGCUUAUUGUCGAUCACAUCAGCAUGCGGAUCCUGUCCUCCUGCUGCAAGAUGUCGGACAUCAUGGCAGAAGGCGUUACCAUUGUGGAGGACAUUAAUAAACGGAGGGAGCCAAUCUCUUCUCUGGAGGCGAUAUACCUCAUCUCCCCUGUGCAGAAGUCAGUCAGUGCUCUGAUCAGUGACUUCAAAGAUUCAGCCUACACAUACAAGGCAGCCCACAUCUUCUUUACUGACACUUGUCCGGAUGGUCUUUUUGCUGAGAUUGCAAGGUCAAGAGUUGCAAGGGCCAUCAAAACACUGAAGGAGAUCAAUGUCGCCUUCUUACCCUAUGAGUCUCAGGUGUUCUCGCUGGAUGACCCGGGCUCGCUGCACUCCUUCUACAGCCCCACCAGGAUCGACGUGGAUGAGCGGGCCAAAAUGAUGGAGGCCGUGGCCGAGCAGAUCGCCACCCUGUGUGACACACUGAAGGAGUACCCUGCCAUUCGCUACCGCCAGGGUCCCAAAGAGAAUUUUGCCCUGGCGGAGUUGGUGCUGGAUCGCUUGAAUGCACACAAGGCAGACAACCCCAGCAUGGGGGAGGGCUCAGACAAAGCGCGCUCCCAGCUGCUGAUUAUCGACCGCGGCUAUGAUCCCAUCUCUCCCCUGCUGCACGAGCUCACCUUCCAGGCUAUGGUCUACGACCUGCUGGAGGUCGAUCACGACAUCUACACGUAUGAGACGACGGGCCUCGGCGAAAGCAAGAAAAAGGAAGUUCUGCUGGAUGAAGACGAUGAACUGUGGGUGCAGCUCAGACACAUGCACAUAGCUGACGUCACCAGGAAGGUGACAGAACUUCUGCGGACCUUCUGCGAGAGUAAGAGGAUGAGCACAGACAAGGCCAACAUCAAAGACCUCUCUCAGAUGCUGAAGAAGAUGCCGCAGUACCAAAAAGAACUGAGCCUGUAUUCCACUCACCUGAACCUGGCUGACGCCUGCAUGAAGAAGUUCAAGGCUUCUCUGGACAAGCUGUGUGAGGUGGAGCAGGACUUGGCCAUGGGCUCGGAUGCCGAGGGCGAGCCCCUCAAAGACGCCAUGAAGAGCAUCGUCCCCGUACUCCUUGAUGCCAAUGUUCAGCCCUACGACAAAAUCCGCAUCAUACUGCUCUACAUCUUCCACAAAAAAAAGGGCAUUGGUGAGGAGAACCUGACCAAGCUCAUACAACACGCCAACGUGCAGCAGGACAGUGACAUCAUCACCAACAUGCAGCACCUGGGCUGCCCCAUCAUCACCGGGGGCGCCAAUGCUGGCAAGACUCUCCCUGACCGGAAGGAGCGCACAGAGAGCACGUACCAGCUGUCCCGCUGGACGCCCACCCUCAAAGACGUCAUGGAGAACAUCAUUGAGGACAAGCUGGACAAGAAGCAGUGGCCGUUCCUUUCCGACCCUGCCCCAAUCACCACUACCCAGACUACCGUAAGCAGUGCGAGGUUCGGCCAGUGGCACAAGAACAAGGCGACAGCCGAGUACCGCUCCGGCCCUCGUCUCAUCAUCUUCAUCAUCGGUGGCGUGACGUACUCCGAGAUGCGCUCGGCCUACGAGGUCACUCGCGCCACUGAUGGCAAAUGGGAGGUCCUGAUUGGUUCAUCUCACAUCCUCACUCCAAACAGCUUUCUGAACGAUCUAAAGAAACUGGACCAGCCUUUGUCUGCUUAGUGGGGCCUGGUGAAGGGAGGAAUUCAGCCCAGUCUGUGUGUCUCCCUGUCGAGUGCCCGAUGCUCCCAGUAACGUGUGGGUCACUUAAGCCCUGCUGUUCACGUUUAAUCCUCAUGAGAAUACUGAUGGAUGAUGAUGAUGAUGAUGAUGAUGAUUCAUUGUCUUUUAGAGUUUGUUUUAAUCUUCUGAGGAAAACUAAAUGGUCUGUGUAUAUACAUUCGUACUAUUUAAUUAAUUUAAAAUGAUGCUAAUUGGGGCUGAUCUUAGAUCAGUAUGACCCAUCUUGCCAACACGUGGAUGAACUGGCGGAUGCGUCUCGCUACAGACUGCCUUCCUCCCCGACUCCUUAUAGUAGCGUGGACGUUUCUGUAGAUGUGCACAUUGGAUUCAUAUACAAUGCACUGUAUGUUAAUUACUGUCCCUGGAGAAUUGUUGUGUGUUUUUUUUUUUUGGUUUUUUUUUUGUAAUUUUAGCCACAGAGCAUGUUCAGCUGCAUAGAUAAGGUGUCCUUUUAAUGUCGUGGGAGCAGAAACCCGUUCUCGUGUAUCUUACCCCGCUAAUGGAACGUGGCUGACAGCAGUUGGCUGGCAAUGAGACAGCGAGGGCAGGCUACCACCCCCUCCACUCCAUUUUUAAACUUUGUGUUUUUGUUUCUGAUCAUCUUGUUGAGUUUCUUCACUUCUCUAAGAUGUAGUGGUUGUGUGAAGGGCUUGCUCUGUCACCCUUAUUCAAAACUUGUGCACGUUCCUUCUGUUAUCACAAAUGUCAUUUACUUGGGUGUUUGUCUGUAUGUUAAAGCUUAAAAAUAAAUAUGCAUAUGCUUUA
Electrophorus electricus (electric eel) is the source of this 2629-nucleotide messenger RNA. It is a transcript of the gene stxbp2, whose product is annotated as syntaxin binding protein 2. Gene Ontology annotation, biological process: vesicle-mediated transport. The record is from RefSeq and is a predicted model, not a curated record. NCBI's taxonomy places the organism in Eukaryota, Metazoa, Chordata, Actinopteri, Gymnotiformes, Gymnotidae.